AUGGCGGCUCAAUCUACCCUUCGGCGUACAGAUGACCCGAUAAUUAUACUAUAUCGGCAUUAUUCCCAGCUCCUGGUGUCCCGUGUUCGAAAAUCGUCGAGAUUAGUGAGGCUAGCUGCCACAAUCGCCUUACUCCUAUCCAUCAUUGGAAGUGGGUAUGGGGGGUAUACCUGGUGGAAGAAUUGGUCCAAAGAAAGGGUCCAAGGAAGACAACUGUUACGCAAAAAUUCGGGAUUACGAGGAAAAGACGGCUCAAGGAUAAUAUACGUUCCUUACAAGUCAUCUCUCACUUCCUCUAGCACGUCCAAAGUUACAAUUCAUCCUACAAAGUCUACGACAUUUGAUGCCCAUCGGCGACUGUUUCUGAACCCCCCUCGGGCAGUUGGUCUACGCGAAGGAUAUGGAGGGGCACCACCGCCUUCCACGAAGCCAGGGUUGAACCUGGCAUUUUUACACCAACUGCUUAGCCUUCUGAGCAUUAUGAUUCCCCGAUGGAAUAGCAAAGAAACUGGUCUCCUACUCAGCCAUGGUGUUUUCUUAAUGUUGAGGACAUACCUAUCCCUCGUGGUCGCGAGAUUGGAUGGUGAAAUAGUACGGGAUCUCGUGGCCGGGAAAGGAAGAGCUUUCAUCUGGGGCAUCAUCAAAUGGUGCGGUAUCGGUACUUUUGCUUCAUACACAAACGCUAUGAUCAAAUACCUAAAGUCGAAGGUCUCGAUUGCUUUCCGAACGCGGCUAACCCGCUACGUACAUGACCUUUAUUUGAACGACAACAUGAAUUACUAUAAACUUUCGAAUCUUGACGGAGCUAUAGGCCAAGGGGUUGACCAGUUUAUCACCCAAGACCUAACCCUUUUCUGCAGCGCCGUUGCAUCGUUAUAUUCUUCACUUGGAAAACCCCUGGUAGAUCUUAUUGUUUUUAACUAUCAACUUUAUCGUGCGUUAGGGCCACUGGCUCUCACCGGUAUCCUCAGUGGGUAUAUUGGCACGGCAUCUCUGCUCCGCAGUCACUCUCCUCCAUUCGGGAAACUUAAGGCAGUGGAAGGAAAGAAAGAAGGUGACUUCCGUAGCCUGCAUUCCAGGCUCCUUGCGAAUGCUGAAGAGAUAGCUUUUUAUGGUGGAGCUGAUAUUGAGCGAGUCUUCCUUUCUAAAAGCUUUUCCAACCUCCAACGCUGGAUGGAAGGUAUCUACAAGUUGAAGAUACGAUAUAACAUGUUUGAAGACAUUUUAUUGAAAUAUUCUUGGUCAGCUUUUGGUUACCUGAUCACCUCGCUACCGAUUUUUCUUCCAGCCUGGGGCGGAGCUGGCGGUGUCCUGGAGAUGGCUACACCUGGUGCAGGUGCCACUCGCGAACGGGGCCGUAUGAAAGAAUUCAUAACUAAUAAACGAUUAAUGCUGUCUUUGGCAGACGCGGGUGGCCGUAUGAUGUAUAGCAUCAAAGAUUUAUCAGAGCUCGCUGGAUAUACGUCACGAGUAUAUACAUUAAUAUCAACCCUCCAUCGUGCCCAUGCCAAUUCAUACUACCAACCCCGUGGGAGUCAAAUAGAACUGUACUCGCUGUCUGAUGUUCAAGGGACUAUUCACAGCGGGUACGACGGCGUGCGCCUUGAGAAUGUUCCUAUCGUGGCACCGGGACUGUUCCCUCAAGGUGGAGAUGAACUUAUCGAAUCGUUGUCCUUUAUCGUUCAUUCAGGUGAACACUUGCUUAUAUCGGGCCCCAACGGAGCUGGCAAGUCUGCCAUUGCACGGAUUAUCGCUGGACUGUGGCCUGUAUACAGAGGUCUAGUCAGUCGACCCAGGAAUUUUGGCCAAGAUGGCAUCAUGUUCUUACCUCAGCGGCCUUACUUGAGUACUGGAACGUUGCGCGACCAAGUCAUCUACCCUCACAAUGAACUUGACAUGCGCGAAGGCGGGCGGACUGAUAACCAUCUGACGGAAAUACUUGAGGCAGUUCACUUGGGCUAUCUUCCGGCUCGUGAGGGUGGAUGGAAUGGACGCAAGGAAUGGAAAGACGUUCUCAGCGGUGGAGAAAAGCAGCGUAUGGCCAUGGCACGGUUAUUUUACCAUGAUCCACGUUACGUAUUCUUGGACGAAGCAACAUCUGCAGUGUCUUCCGACGUUGAGGGUCUAUUGUACGAACGCGCAAAGGAGCGAGGCAUCACCUUGAUAACAAUCUCGACUCGAGCGUCCUUGAAGAAGUACCACACCUUUAACCUCACUUUGGGCCUUGGAACUGAUGGGAUGAGUUGGGAAAUUGACCGCAUCGGAACAGAGAAGGAGAAGAUGGGUGUUGAGAAAGAAUUGCAGGAUUUGCGGAGGCAACUAGACAACGUUGAUGCCCUCAAAGCUCGCAGGCAGGAGAUUGAAGACGAACUACAGAAGGUUUGGGUGGAUGAGCAAGAUGCUGCUGGGCUUACUUCUGCCACCUAG
Microsporum canis CBS 113480 is the source of this 2427-nucleotide messenger RNA. RefSeq names its product peroxisomal long-chain fatty acid import protein 2. Bases 1 to 2427 code for a protein of 808 amino acids. Gene Ontology annotation, molecular function: ATP hydrolysis activity; ATP binding; ABC-type transporter activity. Gene Ontology annotation, biological process: long-chain fatty acid import into peroxisome; fatty acid beta-oxidation; peroxisome organization. The transcript has a single exon. Gene Ontology annotation, cellular component: peroxisomal membrane. The record is from RefSeq and is a predicted model, not a curated record. Lineage: Eukaryota; Fungi; Ascomycota; Eurotiomycetes; Onygenales; Arthrodermataceae.